Molecule: messenger RNA, 1368 nt
Organism: Plasmodium gonderi
Lineage: Eukaryota; Apicomplexa; Aconoidasida; Haemosporida; Plasmodiidae
Product: rab GDP dissociation inhibitor beta
Exons: 4
Coding region: 1-1368 (455 amino acids)
Biological process (GO): small GTPase-mediated signal transduction; protein transport; vesicle-mediated transport
Cellular component (GO): cytoplasm
Molecular function (GO): Rab GDP-dissociation inhibitor activity
Source: RefSeq, a predicted model, not a curated record
AUGAAUGAGCAUUAUGAUGUUAUCAUUCUGGGAACAGGACUAAAGGAAUGUAUAUUAAGCGGUCUACUCUCCCACUAUGGAAAAAAAAUUCUUGUUCUCGAUAGAAAUCCAUACUAUGGUGGAGAAACAGCAUCUCUGAACUUGACGAAUUUGUACAACACCUUUAAACCAAAUGAAAAGAUUCCCAGUAAGUACGGAGAGAACAGACACUGGAACGUGGACUUGAUUCCCAAAUUCAUUUUGGUUGGAGGGAAUUUAGUAAAAAUAUUGAAAAAGACGAGAGUCACGAAUUAUUUGGAAUGGUUAGUUGUGGAAGGUUCUUAUGUAUAUCAGCAUCAAAAAAAAGGUUUAUUAUAUUCUGAGAAGUUCAUACACAAAGUGCCAGCUACAGAUAUGGAAGCACUAGUAUCACCACUAUUGUCAUUAAUGGAAAAAAACAGAUGUAAAAAUUUUUAUAAAUAUGUAAGUGAAUGGGAUGCCAAUGAUAGAAACACAUGGGAUGGAUUGGAUCCAUACCGAUUAACAAUGAUGGACAUAUAUAAAUAUUUUAAUUUAUGUCAACUAACAAUAGAUUUUUUAGGACAUGCAGUUGCAUUAUAUUUAAAUGAUGAUUACUUAAAUGAACCUGCAUACGUAACUUUGGAAAGAAUAAAAUUAUAUAUGCAAUCCAUUUCAGCAUUUGGAAAAUCCCCAUUCAUAUAUCCAUUAUAUGGUCUUGGAGGAAUACCCGAAGGUUUCUCAAGAAUGUGUGCAAUUAAUGGUGGUACAUUCAUGCUUAAUAAAAAUGUAGUUGAUUUUGUGUUUAAUGAAAAUAAAAAAGUAUGUGGUAUAAAAUCAAGUGAUGGGGAAAUUGCUUACUGUGAUAAAGUAAUUUGUGAUCCAAGUUAUGUUAUGCAUUUAAAAAAUAAAAUAAAAAAAAUUGGUCAAGUUAUUAGAUGUAUAUGUAUUCUGAGCAAUCCUAUUCCUGAAACGAAUGAAAUUAAUAGUUGUCAAAUUAUUAUUCCACAAAAUCAAUUAAAUAGAAAAAGUGAUAUUUAUGUAAAUCUUGUUUCGUUUCAACAUGGUGUCUCUCUUAAGGGAAAAUAUAUUGCUAUAGUUUCAGCUACUGUAGAAACGAAUAAUCCUUUGAAGGAAAUUGAAAAACCUCUUGAAUUGUUAGGACCAAUUGAAGAUAAAUUUGUUAAAAUAUCAGACCUGUACGUUUCAACCACGAAUAAGCCAUCUGAUAACAUUUUUGUAACAUCAUCUUAUGAUGCUACUUCCCAUUUUGAAACAGCCACCAAUGACCUCCUCCAAAUAUGGGAGAAUUUAUUUGGAGAAAAAUUAAACUUUGAUGAUUUGAAUACCAAGGCCGACAAUGACCUAUGA